AUUUUCUUGCCGUGCUGCGUGGGUUAGCAGUUCUGUUUCUUCUACUGCAGAACAAUGAAUCCACCAUUCAAGAUACUGCAGAGACUCUGGGCAGCCCCUUUGUUAUGAGUUCAGUCAAGGAAGCCAUGCGUCUUGUGGAUGGAGCCUAUAAGUACACUAGAGAUACAAACAAGCAGAGGCUCAAUAACGGUACAGUGAUCCCAUCUGACCUGUUGUCCUACUUCAAGCAGCCUGUGGCAGAGACAAGAACUGCUAUCCGUGCGGCAGAUUACAUGUUCACCACACUGGACCUCAUUCAUAGCAAAGUACAUCAUAGAUAUAAGCGAUCAAUAAAUGCUACAGACCUCCUUUCUCAGAGUGACCUUGCUACAAUUGCCAAUAUCACUGGAUGCGAAGCUCAAACAAGGCCUCUGACAUGCAGCAAUGACUGCUGGUCAAACCAAUACAGGACGAUCACAGGAGUGUGCAACAACAGGCAAAACCCUCGUUCAGGAGCUGCUAACACACCAUUUGCGAGGUGGUUGCCACCAAAGUAUGAGGAUGGCUUCUUUUUGCCUUUAGGAUGGACAGCAGGAAUCAAUGUUUCUGGAUUUCCCCUUCCACUGGUCCGUGAGGUCUCAAACAAAAUUGCUCAUGUGUCAAAUCGUGAUGUACAGCCAGACCGUGAGCUGUCUCAUGCAUUCAUACAGUGGGGUCAGUGGAUUGACCAUGACCUGGACUUUACUCCAGAGUCAGCCAGUAUAAAAACCUUCAGUGACGGAAUUGACUGCCAUUCAUCAUGCAUUCAAAGGAACCCCUGCUUCCCCAUUAAGGUCCCACAAAAUGAUUCCAGGAUUAAAAACCCCAAUGAAUGUAUUCCUUUCUUUCGCUCAUCUCCUGUGUGUGGCAGUGGUUUGCUGGGGUCUAUGUUUGGUGGAGUCACCCGACGAGAGCAAAUGAAUUCUCUUACAGCAUAUGUUGAUGCUAGCAUGGUAUAUGGCAGUAGUAAUGAUAAGGCAAACAGACUCCGGGACCUUACGACUGACCUGGGCUUGCUAAGAAUUAACAGGAAUUUUACCGAUAAUGGCAUGGCCUUUCUACCGUUUGGUAAUGUACAGCACAUGGACCCAUGCAUUUCUACCAGACGUAGUAGUGGAAUUCCAUGUUUUAUAGCAGGUGACAAUAGAGUUAGUGAAAAUCCUGGGCUCACAUCCUUUCAUACUUUAUUUGUGCGAGAACAUAACCGGCUGGCCACCGAACUGAAAAAGUUGAAUCCACAUUGGUCUGGUGAAAUCAUCUACCAAGAGACAAGAAAAAUCCUAGGAGCCUAUAUGCAGAAAAUCACAUAUCAAGAUUUUCUUCCUCGUGUUAUUGGUCCAGAAGCCAUGAGAACACAUCUACCGACCUACAAGGACUAUGAUGAUUCUGUUGAUGCCAGUAUUGCCAAUGUAUUUGCAACAGCAGUUUUCCGUUUUGGGCACAGCAUGUUUCAGCCAUUUGUGUUCCGGUCAAAUGAAACAUUUCAGGACCAUCCUCGAUUCCCCACAAUAUUGCUGCAUGAAGGAUUCUUCACCAGUUGGAGAGUAAUAGAAGAAGGUGGUGUGGAUCCAAUUGUUCGUGGUCUUCUGUCGAAUCCCAGCAAACGGAAUGUACAGAAUAACAUCAUGAAUGAAGAACUAAGAGACCGUCUUUUUGAAAGCAUUAAUCGACUGGGUCUUGAUCUUGCUGCACUGAAUCUGCAGCGUAGUCGAGACCAUGGAAUUCCAGGAUACAAUGAAUGGCGAAAGUUUUGCAACCUUUCUCAGCCCCGAAGUCUUUCUGACCUCGCAACUGUUUUAAACAACACCGAUCUUGCACGUAAGCUGAUGGAGCUAUAUGGUACACCAGACAACAUUGACAUCUGGAUUGCUGGAGUGUCAGAACCCCUUGUUAAUGGUGGAAGAGUGGGUCCUCUUUUUGCCUGCUUAAUUGGUUUGCAAUUUAAACGACUUCGGAAUGGAGAUAGAUUUUGGUGGGAAAAUAUUGAUGUAUUUACAAGUCAGCAGCGAGACACACUGCAGCAGAGCACUCUCUCUCGGAUUAUCUGUGACAAUACAAGAAUUAACACUGUUCCCAGGGAUGCAUUUAUCUUCCAAUCUCCACAGAAUUAUGUAAAGUGUAGUGAUAUACCACGUUUUAAUCUUAAUGCUUGGAAAGAGGAAGACCUCCCAUGUGGUGCUCCUCCAGCAAUAGCCAAUGGAAGCUUUACUCGCUGCAAGCUCUUUGUACGGUACAUCUGUUCUCCUGGCUUCACAAUUAUGAGUUCAGACACCAUAAUCUGUCAAAGCAAUCGACAGUGGGACAGGUCACCACCCACUUGUACAGGUACUAUCAACCUACUUUAG
This is a messenger RNA of Protopterus annectens (West African lungfish), 2363 nucleotides long. RefSeq names its product myeloperoxidase (gene MPO). Bases 105 to 2363 code for a protein of 752 amino acids. Gene Ontology annotation, molecular function: heme binding; peroxidase activity. Lineage: Eukaryota; Metazoa; Chordata; Ceratodontiformes; Protopteridae. The record is from RefSeq and is a predicted model, not a curated record. Gene Ontology annotation, biological process: response to oxidative stress. The transcript is spliced from 13 exons.